GGCGGGUUCCGGUAUGCGGGAGAUCCGGAGGUUGUGUUUCGGUACCCGGUGCCCGUGGCGGAGAUGGCUGGCGGAGGAGGAGGAGGAGCGGACGGAGCCAUCCCGGGGGCGGGGUUGUCGCCUUUUGGGGACUUUGCGCUAAGCGCGACGCUGCUCUCGUUCAGCACGACGGUGGCGUACCUGGACGUCGACUUCGCCGUCGCUCGAAACGGGGCGCCGCUAGACGCGAAGGCGGCAAACGCGGUGAACUCGGGGAAUAAUACGGGACCUGGCACGGGCUUGGUUGCUCCCGGACGAGGGUACGGCGUUCCGCUGGCGGUGGGCAAUAUCUGGUCGAGGACGGGCAAGUGGUGCGGCGUGGUGACGGCGCACGAUAGCUGGUUGGGCUUGCAAGGGGCGAACCAUACCGGGGAGGAGAAGCUCGAGUUCGUGGCCGUGUCGAUGGCCAGCGAGAGAGGGGGCAGUCAUGUGUUUGACCUGGAUGCGUUCCGGGAUAACAUGGACGAGGACGAGAUUGUGGACUUUGUUAAUGUACUCUGGGUGGAGAGGGUUGGCGGGGUGUGUUACCGGAGAGGCCUCGGGCAUGUCGUACAGAGGGUGUGGGAUGCGGUUGCGAGAGACCGGAUCGAGGUUCUUCUUGGAUAGGAUCUCAUGGGGAAGAAGCGUGUCAAGAUAUACGGAGG
Messenger RNA from Colletotrichum scovillei, 683 nucleotides. RefSeq names its product heterokaryon incompatibility protein. The record is from RefSeq and is a predicted model, not a curated record. NCBI's taxonomy places the organism in Eukaryota, Fungi, Ascomycota, Sordariomycetes, Glomerellales, Glomerellaceae. The transcript has a single exon. Bases 64 to 645 code for a protein of 193 amino acids.